Quercus lobata is the source of this 1789-nucleotide messenger RNA. Its product is annotated as boron transporter 4-like. The record is from RefSeq and is a predicted model, not a curated record. NCBI's taxonomy places the organism in Eukaryota, Viridiplantae, Streptophyta, Magnoliopsida, Fagales, Fagaceae. Gene Ontology annotation, molecular function: solute:inorganic anion antiporter activity. Bases 113 to 1774 code for a protein of 553 amino acids. The transcript has 11 exons. Gene Ontology annotation, biological process: monoatomic anion transport; monoatomic ion homeostasis; transmembrane transport. Gene Ontology annotation, cellular component: plasma membrane.
CUUUCUUCGUCCCUUCCUUACAAACAACAAAGCAACAGCGACUCAAGGUAAAGGGAAGGAAGUCAAGAACACGAGGACACACUUUCUUCAUCUUUGACAAGUUUUCCGAAAAAUGGAGAACUUGAGAGCUCCCUUCAGGGGUAUUGGAAAUGACGUCAGAGGAAGAUUACAGUGUUACAAACAAGAUUGGACAAGCGGUCUUCGUUCUGGAAUUGGGAUAUUGGCCCCAACCACCUACAUCUUCUUUGCUUCUGCUCUGCCUGUCAUUGCCUUUGGUGAGCAACUAAGCAGAGAUACAGAUGGUAGCUUGAGCACCGUUGAUACUUUAGCUUCUACUGCUAUUUGUGGUAUCAUACAUGCGAUUCUUGGAGGACAACCUCUUUUAAUAUUGGGAAUUGCAGAACCAACUGUUAUUAUGUACACAUAUUUGUAUAACUUUGCUAAAGGAAGGGAAGAUUUGGGACGCGGACUCUUCUUGGCUUGGGCUGGAUGGGUUUGUGUUUGGACAGCUCUCUUGCUGUUUCUUCUUGCAAUAUUCAAUGCUUGCACAGUCAUCAAUAAAUUUACGAGGAUUGCAGGCGAACUGUUUGGCAUGCUGAUUGCUGUUCUCUUUAUACAAGAGGCUAUCAAGGGAAUGGCAAGUGAGUUUGAAGUUCCCAAAGCUGAGGACCCAAAGUCAGUGAAGUAUCAAUUUCAGUGGCUUUACACAAAUGGAUUACUGGGAAUCAUAUUUACUUUUGGCCUUCUCUACACUGCUUUAAAGAGCAGAAAAGCGAGGUCAUGGUGGUAUGGCACAGGGUGGUUUAGAAGCUUCAUUGCAGACUAUGGGGUUCCUUUGAUGGUUCUAGUGUGGACAGCUCUGUCAUUCGGUGUACCCGGAAAAGUUCCCUCUGGUGUUCCCAGAAGGCUCUACAGCCCUCUUGCUUGGGAAUCCACAUCUUUACACCAUUGGACUGUAGUAAAGGACAUGGGCAAGGUUUCUCCAGCAUACAUCUUUGCAGCCUUUAUUCCUGCUGUGAUGAUUGCAGGGCUUUACUUUUUUGACCACAGUGUUGCUUCACAGAUGGCACAACAAAAGGAGUUCAAUCUUAAGAACCCUUCUGCAUAUCAUUAUGAUAUCUUAUUGCUAGCUUUCAUGACUUUGCUUUGUGGAUUGCUUGGGUUACCUCCUUCGAAUGGUGUCCUUCCACAGUCCCCCAUGCACACUAAAAGCCUUGCUGUUCUUGAAAGGCAGUUGAUGCGAAGGAAGAUGGUGGAGAGCGCCAAGGAAAGCAUAAGGCAGAAUGCUAGCAACUCUGAAGUCUAUGGCAAGAUGCAAUCUGUGUUCAUAGAAAUGGACAACAGUCAAGUUAUACUUCCUCCGAUUACUUCAGUGGUUCAAGAGCUGGAAGACUUGAAGGAAGUGGUAAUGAAAGGUGAAAAUGCAAAGGAUACAUUUGAUCCCGAGAAGCACAUUGAUGCUCACCUGCCUGUCCGAGUUAAUGAGCAGAGAGUGAGUAAUCUCUUACAGUCACUCAUGGUGGCAGCAUCAAUUUUUGCUAUGCCUGCAAUAAAGAAGAUACCUACAUCAGUACUUUGGGGAUACUUUGCUUUCAUGGCCAUAGACAGUCUUCCUGGGAACCAGUUUUGGGAAAGGAUGCUCCUUCUUUUCAUAUCACCUGGACGGCGGUACAAGUAUGUUGUAGUUCUUUUUAUCCAUUACAUUUCUGCUCACAUUUUAGCCAAAUUUGCUUUAUCUAUGUCCCUUAACAAAGUGAAAUUCAAACUAAUGUAAAUUUUUUUUAUUAUA